GAGCCCCACGCAGCAUCCGAGAUAUAAUAGCAUCAUUGAGUUUGGCGUAUAGAGAGCGAAUAGACCAUACGAAAAGAGGAAGACAAUCAUUAUUUAUUAACCUGUGAGCUCAUUUACUGGAAUAGUUGGUUGAAGUAUCGUUACUCAUUCUCUAUGGAUAUAAAAUAGGGACAAAUCAGCUUUAUAUUCUUUAAUUUACCCUUUUUAUCUGGGCUGCCAGUAAAGCAUCCUGCGUUAAUUCUCAAAAUGGCUGAGAUUACAGAAUUACGACCUGCAUAUGACAUGUCACCGGUGCUGGCUGGUUUUAUCGGUGCAGCGGCUCUGGUGGUUGCCGUGGUGAUCCUGGUUCUCCUGUGGUCCUUCUGCCAGCGUCGCAACCUCCGGGUGAUGGGCCGGUACAAGCUCCAUGGUGAUCAGUACACCGACUCGGCUGAAGACCCGCCUUACAAGUUCAUCCACAUGCUGAAGGGCAUCAGUAUCUACCCAGAGUCCCUCAGCAGCAGCAAGAGGAUAGUACGGGUGGCCAGACGUGCUGGGUGGCAGGGGGAGAGAGACAGAGAGAGGGGUGGUGGCCGCGGGAUGGUCCUGGUGGAUGCUGAGAACAACAUCCUGGAUGCUCCUACCCAUCUCCAGAUGAGCCACCUGGUGCCCCCUGCUGGCCAGCCCAGAAUGGAGGCGGCACUGCCCGUCAGGGCCGACUACUGCUGCCUGGAUAGCUCAGCUACCAGUAGCGAAAACAGCAGCAAGACUGUUUCACCUUUCACCCCCGCGUCCUCUGACCCAGAAUCAGAGCCUGAAACCAGCCUGGGCUCCCUCAGCCUGGCUUUAGACUACAACUUCCCUAAGAAGGCCUUGGUGGUGACCAUCGUUGGAGCCCAUGGCCUGCCUGCAGUAGACGAACAGAGGAACAGCUCCGACCCCUACGUGAAGAUGACCAUCCUCCCUGAGAAGAAGCACCGGGUGAAGACCAGGGUCCUGAGGAAGACACUGGAGCCGGUGUUUGACGAGACGUUCACGUUCUAUGGAGUGGCCUACAGCUCGUUGCCCGAGCUCACGCUGCACUUCCUGGUGCUCAGCUUCGACCGCUUCGCCCGAGAUGAUGUCAUAGGAGAGGUGGUGGUCCCGCUGACAGAGUUGGAACCCAGCACGGGGCGGGUGCACAUCACCCAGCAAAUCAGCAAGAGGAACAUGCAGUGCGAGAGCCGUGGGGAGCUGUUGGUGUCUCUGUCCUACCAGCCUGUCUCCCACCGCCUCAGUGUGGUGGUGCUGAAGGCCAAACACCUGCCCAAGAUGGACAUCUCUGGCCUGUCUGGAAACCCAUAUGUGAAGGUCAAUGUGUUCUACGGACGCAAGCGCAUCGCCAAGAAAAAGACGCACGUGAAGAAGUGCACGUUAAACCCCGUCUUCAACGAGUCCUUCAUCUACGACGUGCCCCCCGAGCUGCUCCCUGAGAUCUCCGUGGAGUUUGUGGUGGUCGACUUUGACCGUACCACUAAGAACGAGGUGGUGGGGCGCCUGCCCCUCGGCCUGCACAGCCCCUGUCCCUCUGGCGCCGCCCACUGGCGGGAAGUCUGCGAAAACCCCCGUCGGCAGAUCUCAAAGUGGCACAACCUCAGUGAAUACUAGCUCCUCACACCACCUAAUGCAUAUAGUUCUACCUGUGUAUAGGGGGAGGUGGAGGAGGGGAAGAGAGGGACUUCUUGCCGAGAGAGUGGCUUUUCCCCAUGCCAUACAUUCUCUUGUGAAUAAUACCAACAAAAAAUGAACAACAUUCCUGGUGGGACUUGUACAGUGGACUUUACAGUGGUUAAGGUUCAACUACAGGAUCGAAUUAAAGUAACAAACAUGCAUACAGAUAAACAUACAUAUAUAUAACCCACACCACUACAGAAUUAUAGAGACACUCAGUCUCAGCAUUUGGGUACGAGUAAUGAAAAUAAAAAAGUUUGUUAACCAAAGUCUGACCAGGAUCACACAUUCAAGGCUGUUAUUAUUGUCUGGCCAUGUUGUAUGAAGUUUAGGCGAUGGGAGGAUACAUGCAAAUGCUUAAAAAAUAAAGAAUUGUCAGACUUCAAAAUCCUCCCCUUGCCAAUAUUGUACUUCAUUCAUCGCAUGUCUGAAUUAAACAGAAAUAUCAUCAAAUCAAAUGUAGGAAGGAAACAGAAGUAUUGCUUAUAUUGAUAGUGAGAAUUUUUUUCUCUCUCUAAAGGUAGCAACGAAUAGGACAGCUAGAAAAUUCUACCCAUGAAAUGUUUUGGGGCCUAACUGUUGUCGUUCAGUGGCAUUACCAUAUUUGAUGACAAGCUCUGUAUCUAACAUGAAAACCAUCAAGGUUUCAAACCAAUUGAUUCUUUGUUGUUAAGACAAAUGUGAUUUCACUGCAAAUAUAUUUAUUUUGGGUUCAUUUUUAGAACAAAUUCGGUCUGAAAAUAUGAAUGUAAUAAACAACCAAAACAUUAUUACAUGGAUACAUGUAGCGUUUCGCUACACUCGCAUUAACAUCUGCUAACCAUGUGUAUGUCACAAAUAUAAUUUGAUUUGAUUUGAUUUAACAUGUGAUCACAAGAAAUAUGACAUCUUCUCAUACUGUGGCAUUGAAAAAGCAUUUACCACAGUAUAAGCAAAUUACUGAACUAUCACUGCAGCAGGUUAGUCUUAGUACUGUAAUAACCAGGUAAUAACACAUGCUAGUUAGGAGCUUGUAGUGCCAGAUGUUUUUUGAAAGUCACUGAUAUUAUUGUGAAUAAUGGUUUUGACAUGAAGAGUUGUAAAGGGUCAUGUUUUGCUGUGUGGUUUCCAAAAGGUUUAUACAGAAUAUUCCAGAUAUAUUUUGGCCUUUGCUGCCAUGCUCAUCUUUUAGGACUCGAUUCAAUCCGAAUCACCGAAGUUCUGCGCUAUAGCGUGCUUGAAAUGUAAACGUAAUUUUUUAUUGAGCUGUCAUAUGCAGCGUUUACCGUGAAUGCAGUCUUCGCGAACUUGGGAACAUUGGCUUUACAUUGCCUUUACAUUUCAAUAGCGCUGAACUUGAGCGAUACGGAUUAAAUCGAGCCCUUUGUGUAUUUUUGUCUCUUUCAUUUGGCUAAUUUCAAGAUUAUAUUGUAUAAAAGAACAGUACUUUAUAUCUUGAAGGCAACACUUUUCUAUAGUGAAUAGCCUCACAGGUUGAAGCUCCUGUAUGUGUGUGUGUGUGGAGACUGCAGAGCCCAGGUGCACUGUUUAGAAUAAUAUAAGUGGUGAUGGGGUUCAGAGCAGGACAUGGCAGUGGGGUGGCUACUGCUAACUUCUGGCUUGGCUAGGCUUUAUGACCAGAAGGACGAGACACAGGUGGGCAAACCCCCACACCUCUACUAUCACCAACCUCUCCAUCCUCUCUUCCUCCUCUUUUUCUCCCGCUCUCUCACUCUCUCUGACCCUCCUUCGCACUUUCUUUCUAGCUCUCUCUUUACAGUCCCUUAUUUCCUCAAUCUCCUUCGUUCUCCCGUCUCCUCUCUCUAACUCUUUCUUUGCACCUUCUUUAUUUGGAUCACUAAUAUCUCAAAUUCCUUUUAAUGCUUCAUUCCUCAUAAUGAGAGAAGUCACAGUAUUUGACAUAUUAGUGAACCCAUCAUAACACCUAUCACACCCUGUGAGGAUUUGGCUGUAUGACUGAUGCUCUGUCAUCAUUGUACAUCGUAGGUCAGGGGUGUCAAACUCAUUCCAUGGAGGGCCUAGUGUCUGCAGGUUUUUUGGUUUUUCCUUUCAAUGAAGCCCUAGACAACAAUUAGUGGGGAGUUCCUUACUAAUUAGGGACCAUAAUUCAUCAAUCAAGUACAAGGGAGGACUUGCAGACACUCGGCCCUCCGUGGAAUGAGUUUGACACCUGUGCUGUAGGCCUACUCAGUGGAGACAUGGGGAGUCUAGCUGCAAUGGCUUUACAUCACACUGUGUAACAUUUACUGCAGUGCAGUCUGGCAAAUUGACUGUGUGAAACUCUGGGAGAACAGUAAUCUCAGUGAAGCCAAGGUGAAAAUACUUAAGUAAGACUGCAGGUUUGUGUCUUGACAGGGCAAGGGGAAAGCAUAAAAUUGUGUUGCAAUACAUAUGAGCUGCCUUGUUUGCUUUUGGCAGCAAACUCCUGCGAUCAGAACCCCCACCAUUUUGACUGUCUAUAGCCCCGUUUAUACCUGGUGCUAACAUGGGUCCUUAGUCCUGAUCUUGUCUACAUUCUGAUUGUGCCCACAUUUCCAGAAGUGUGUCUACACAUGGUAUUAAAAUGAGUCUGUUAUCUGUCCACUGUGUCUGCAUUGUGACCAGAGUUCCUGGUCCCUUCCUUUAUGCAAAUCAUGUCACAGCUAUAAUAUUUGUAUAUAUAUUUACUGUAAGACACAUAUUGAUGUAAUCAGCCUCCUGUCACUGAUUUUAGAGGCCGGAAUAAUGAUGAUUUAAAUGGUUUUUCUGUCCAGAUCUGUCUACACUUGUAAGAUGUCUAGACACAAAAAGAUCACAAUGAGAUCACAAUGUGUCUUUUGAUUGUCAACACCUGUCUAAAAAUGUGGGCACAAUCAGACUGUGGACAAGAUCAGGACAAAAGACGCAAGUUAGAACAAGGUAUAAAAGGGGCUUACUUCACCUUGUCUCCCCACCUUCGACCUUCAGUGUAGCUACUUCCUUUGUUGAAAUAUCCUUGUUAACUAAUUUGGAAUAAAAUAUGAAACGUAAUGUAAACAAACUGUAAUAAUGACUGAUCGUGGACUGGUACAAAUGAUUAUUUCAAGGUAUCUUCUAUCCAAAUACAUGGAGUUAAACUAUGUAAUGAAAUACUUGCCAGUAAUGCAAACGGUGUCUAAAACGUACAUUUUCCUAUGUGCUGAGUAUAUUACGCGGAUGCUAACUUGUGUGUUUUUUUUCAUUAACAGUCAUUCAACGUGCAAAUAAAAAGUUAUACUCCA
Molecule: messenger RNA, 4928 nt
Organism: Oncorhynchus mykiss (rainbow trout)
Lineage: Eukaryota; Metazoa; Chordata; Actinopteri; Salmoniformes; Salmonidae
Product: synaptotagmin-11
Biological process (GO): vesicle fusion; calcium ion-regulated exocytosis of neurotransmitter
Cellular component (GO): plasma membrane; synapse; exocytic vesicle
Molecular function (GO): SNARE binding; clathrin binding; calcium ion binding
Source: RefSeq, a predicted model, not a curated record